GAAUCGCAGGGAGGAAUCUUUGCUCUGAGCUUUUAACCCGAUGCUCAGCCUGGACCUCUGCCUGUUUGUCUGGAGUGAAUUCAUCCUUUGGACCUGCUGUUUGUAUCUUAGGUAGAAGCUGUGGAUGCUGGCUGAGAGGCAACAUGAUUGACUACGAGCGUCCCUCUCCAUUAGGCUUCGGGCCGGCUGGGAGGAGUGUGCUGGUUCCCGAUCUCCCGGCACACACACAUGCACACACACUGACGGCCAUGCCUCAAAGAUACUCCCACCAGAGGAGGAAAGCCAGCACAGCGGCUGCGAGGAGGAUGGAGAGGAGACGCAGGGAACAGGGGAAAAGCAACAACAACAACCCAACUAGCAGCCACAACCACCGCUCCAAGAAGCUGGCCAUGCUCUCCAGGUCCCUGAUCCUGUGUCACUCCAAGACUAAUGAUGACGGCGUGGAAGAGAGGAAUGCUGGGGACAUGGCAGACGGGUGCAGGACGCAGGGCUCAAGCUGGAGGACAGAUGUGACAGCUGGGGUUCAAACAGGGUACAGAGAUACAGAGAAUGGACACUGUAGGACGACCCAGCAAUCAGACCUGGAGAAAAGAGGAGAGAGCAAAGCAGAACAUCAGCUCCAUCAUACCAACACACUCAGGGAGAAUAAACGGAGCAUGAGGAGAUCCUUCAGCAUCAAGGAGAGCAGUAUUUGGAGGAUGUGUGUAGCCACAGGGCCUGCUGAGGACGUGUGUGGACCACAAAUGGCAGAUAACAGUGUUCAGACACAGAACAAAUACACUAAUGUGGAGCCAGGGAGGACUGGAGGGAACCUACACAGAGGCUGCAGCUUCCCGAGCCCAGACAAGCUGGCACCCUUUAACGGACACUUUCUAAGUGGCAGUGCUUGGAUGGAAGGGGAGGCAGUGAGGAGUGUUCACAUUAAACCCUACAGUGAGGACGUUUCCACACAUGAAGACCCUGUCCAUUCACUGACUAAGAGCCCACAGCACCCGGCUCUCAUUUCCCCAUCAGACCCAAUAUCAUUGCCUGGGUACACAGAUGAAGAACGUGUAGCCAACAACAACCACCUCAAGUUACCCAUCCCAGAGGUUAAUGAGGAGAAAUGCUGGGGAACAGAGAAGACUGAGCAGAGCCCACCAGGACAGACAGCCAGCAACAGGACACGGUCAAAUUCAACCAGUGUUCAGCCAUACUGGAUCGGGGAUUUGGACAGCAUCAUCAUGAAGACCCCGGAUCUGUACAGCAGUCAUCCUCAUGGGAGUAGUGGAAUAUAUGGAAACAGGAAGUCUUUGUCCCAGCAGCUGGAGUUUCCUCACACCACCACACAGCCUGUGCACCGUCCCUCCCGCUCUCUCAGCUCUGCCCAGCUGGUGCACUCCUGCAGCAACGUGCAACAAGCCUUCAUUAUCUGUAAUAUCGUGCUGAUGAAGGGCCACGGCAAGGGUCUGGGAUUCAGUAUUGUGGGCGGGAGGGACAGCAUGUAUGGACCAAUGGGAAUCUAUGUGAAAACCAUUUUCCGUGGAGGAGCAGCCGCUGCUGAUGGAAGGCUGCAGGAGGGUGAUGAGAUCCUGGAGCUGAACGGAGAGUCUCUUCCUGGUUUGACUCAUGAUGAAGCCCUGCACAAGUUCAAACAAAUUAAAAAGGGUAUGCUGUCUCUCGUGGUGAGGACCAGCCUACGUGUCGGGGCCCUGUGUGGUCAAGCGCAGGUGGCUCAGCUGUGCAGGUCGCGCUCCCUCAGCUCCACCACUGGCAUGGCCAGGGUCAGUGCUGACAUGGGAGACUUCAACUACCUCAACACCUGCAGCAACACACUGAGCGUCCCCGGUCAGCCUGCUAAACCCAGAGACCGCAUCAUGAUGGAGAUCAUCCUGCACAAAGAGGCUGGUGUUGGUCUGGGUAUUGGACUGUGCUGUGUCCCAUCUGGUGACGGAUGUCCAGGGAUCUACAUCCACACCCUCUCUCCUGGAUCUGUAGCACACAUGGAUGGUCGACUCCGGUGUGGAGAUGAGAUCAUGGAGAUCAACGACACUGUGGUUUACAACAUGGCGCUGAAUGACGUCUACACAGUCCUGAGCCAAUGCACACCAGGUCCAGUCCACAUCAUCAUCAGUCGCCAUCCCGACCCUAAAGUAUCAGAGCAGCAACUGAAUGAUGCCAUCACUCUAGCAGUGGAAAGCAGCAAACUGAGGAAGGAUAAGAGCCAGUGGAGUAUUGAUGGGCUGCGCAGACUGGAGUCUUGCUCUCACAGUCGGCAGAGGUGUGAGCAUUGUCUAGAGAGGAGUUUCAGUCAGCUGACGGUUCGACGAGCACAGAAGACCAUGACCCGCUCCUGUAGCGAUAACACCAACAGCCACCACUACAACCGCUGCCUCAACAUGCACAACCUUCACAACACACACCAUCAGCCAUCAUCACGUGUCCACAGCCUGGACACACCAAAGUCUGUGACAGACACGUGGUCGGACAACAGACUGUCUGUGCCCAUGUAUCCUGACGAGGACUAUAAUAUCCCAUACAACUCUCCUCCUGCCAAUAUCUCCAGUCAGCAGGCCCUGGAUCUGGCCUUCAGGGGCAGCAAGUCUAACUGCAGGAUGCGUGCUGUUCCACGUCGGUACUGUUGGCCUCAGGAUGUGACCAGUGAGGAGGGCUACAAUGGAGACUCCAGUGGUUCUAGUCGAGGAUCUCCAGUUAGAGACGAAGGACUGGAGUCUUCAUCACACACCAGCUGCCAGCAGGAAGGAGAACGAAUAAGAGAACAGUUAGAGGGGAGCAAAGACGACUUCACUCAUCCGGACACUGCUGCCUGCACCGACGACAGUCACAUAGAGGAUUCAUCAGUGGUGCUCUGCUCACAGCCUAAAAGAGGAGCUCUGAGGAGGCAGGCUCGUAUUGAACAACGCUCCCAAGAGCAGCUUCAGGAUCCUUGGAUUCGCCUUUCAGACACAUCCCCUGAAAAACUGUCCGAGACCCACCGCCAACACGCCGCUGACAGCACACGGGCCGUCGACCUCAAGUCUGCCACCAUGAGCGAUGAAGAGAGCCCCGCUAAGCUCAAUGGUACAGUCACAGAUGUGACUUCAGAUCCUCAGUCCAACAUGACUCCUGAAAACACGUGUGAAACUCCAGAAUCAAAGAGGGGGCCCCCGGUGGCACCCAAGCCCACCUGGUUUCGCCAGAGUCUGAGGAAAAUUCGAGAUGAGAAGGACCAGAAGAAGCAAGUUAAACCCGCAGAGCAGAGGCCUGCUGUGGGUUUCAGCAGAAGCUUUGCAAUCAGAUCUGCCUCAUCUGCAGCCAACCUGUCAAUCAAACAAAAGAUCCACUCAUUUGAGACUUUUUCCAGUCCAGAGAGUCCAGACAAGGGGGGGCAUAGGAGGCCUGUGUCCCCUUCCACCUCCCUUCCUCUGGUGGAGAAGGAGGCCAGGAGGGAUCAUGCCCCACUUGAAGACUGUGGGAACAGCAAACAUGGAAUCACCAAAGAGAUCCAGUCAAACCAAACUGCAUGUGUUCAGGAGACAGAACACACUGUCUCCACGUCACCCUCUGCUAUCACCUCCUCCUCUUCUCAAGCUUGUCUUCAAACAACAGAAAAGUCCUGUGAAGAUGAACCUCCCUCUGUCCAGACAGAGACCGAUCUCCCACUCACUGACUCCAUCAGUGCUGAUCUGGACCCUGGGAUAAAUGAUUCUCAUUCCCCUCCAGCUCAUGAUGACAGCAAUGUCUCACCAUCCAAACAGUUGUCUGAGCUAGAGAAAGUGGAUCUCAGCGAGGUCCUACCCCCGGUGACAUCUAUUAGAUCCAAUCAAGAAGAUGGGGAAAGUCCUCCAGAGGGUACGGAGGGGGGUGCAGCACUGAGCCAAGAAAAGCUGCAGAGCACAAGUCUGAGUGCUGGUGUCCCUACAGACAGUACCUCCCUGAGAAGCCUGGAGGGAGAGAGUUUCGGGAAAAUUCUCGCCUUCAGUAACCAGGUUUCACAAGCAUUGAUGCGUUCUCUUCCCAUGUACUCCGGCUCUAGUGACCCUCGCUCCCCAAACCUGCAGGACCCCUCAUCAGUGGAUUCUACAAACCCUGGGUGUGAUCCUGCUCCUGCAGUGGACAGCAGCGACAGAGGAUUCUCUGUCAGCUUGGCCACACUGAGAGAGUGCACCAUUGAGCGAGAGGAGGGGGGAUCUCAUGACGAUGCAGGAGUCACUUCUGCUUCUGCUCAUACUGUCAUCUCAGCCAUCUCUUCCCAGGAAAUACAGAGGAUGAUCCAGGAAGUCACAAUUCUGGAUCAAGAGACGCUGAAGCAACUGGUGGACAUCCAUGUUGUGAUCCUGCAUAAAGAGGAGGGAGCAGGUCUGGGAUUCAGCAUCGCUGGAGGCUGUGACCUGGAGACCAAAGCUCUGACAGUGCACAAAGUGUUUCCCAGCGGCCUGGCGGCUCAGGAGGGCACCAUUCAGAAAGGAGAUGAGGUGUUGUCUAUAAACGGACAAACACUGCAGGGCGUCACACAUGCCGAUGCCACCGCUGCUAUGCGUCAGGCCCGGAAUCUGAAGCUGGCUGUGGUGGUCAUCUGCAAGAGAGCAGAGGAGGGAGGCAGAGAGGGAGGCAGAGAGGGGGGAGGCUGCAAGAGCGAAGAGCCUAACGCUUCAGUGGAGGAGCAGGCAGCUCCGGUGAGGGUGGAGCUGGACAAAGGAGCUGGAGGAGUUGGUUUUACUCUGGAGGGAGGAAAAGGCUCAAUCCAUGGAGACAGGCCUUUUGUCAUCAACAGGAUCUUUGCAGGUGGAGCUGCGGAGCAGAGCGGUCUGCAGUGUGGAGAUGAGCUGCUGCAGGUGCAGGGAAGCAGUCUGCAGGACAUGACAAGGUUUGAGGCCUGGAACAUGAUCAAGGCUUUACCCGAGGGACCAAUCACAUUGGUCAUCAGGAGGCGAGAGCAACAGGGAGCGACAGAAUGAGACACACUGUGGCUGCUGGGAGCCGCUCGCAAAGGAAAAAGAAAACAUCGGAACUUGGGACACACCAAUAUUGGCCUUCUAACAAACUCCUAGAAAUCAGGUAUCAGUGUGGUCCACCUUUUAUUUUUGUGUUAAAAGUUUUUUUUACCUUCAGUAGACAAUUAUUUGAUAAUAGCUCGGAGCCUGGCCAGGCUCGCAAGUAAAUAAAUGAUGUGCACAACACAAUGACUUACUGUAUUAAAUCACUGAAUUAACACACAAGCUAAGAUCUUGUGUUUCUCCCUGCCUCAAAUCUGACACAAGACUGCAUGAAAUCCAGACAGCUCAUUUAGAUCAGACUGCCCAUGGCUUGACAACCGCCACUGUUAAUAUUAGGUCUCACUGUGUUAGGCUACACUGUGGUGAAUGUGUAGCUUCUUGAUUGCACUCUAUGCUGGCCAGUAUAGUAUUACUGAAAAAACAUCCAAUGUUGCAUCACAAAACAGCACUGUCAGGACUAAGGUAACAGAUGUGAUGAUAACACACAAUAAUAACACAAUAUGAAGGAAUCCAUUUACAGAUCCAAAACACAGCUGGUAGCCUGCAGUCCACACACUGGAUGCUCCUCAGUGGCAACACUCAAGUGAACACAACCAACGUCAGCUUCAGUUCCUACUGCUACAGCAACGUGACACUGUGUAAUUGAAAGAUUAGAGUUCCCCUUCAACGGUUGUCCUAUCAUUACACAUAAACAUGUUUGAGGCUAUUGAUGCUAUGUCCUGCAUCAUGGAAACAAGUUAAAUCAUUCCAGAGCCUAACACUUAGUAUUAUUGAUUCAAAAGUCAUGAUUUAUCUUUACUCCACAAAUGAAGGAGAGUAAAAGGCUGUUUAUUUGUUCAUGUUCACAAGGUGGUGAUGAGUCUUGGAAAGUUUCAGUUGUGUGUCUGUGUUUCAGUCCUCAGUGCUCUGCAAGACAUUUGGAGCACAGGGAAAAUUAUUUGAAUUGACUCAAACUCCUCUGUGCUUAAUGAAUGUAUUUAUGAUCCACAAUUUAAAAAAAAGUGCACAAUAUUCACACUGAUGCUGUGAGCAAGUGUUCAAGGGGUUGAGAGUGCAGAGCAAGGACUUUGACAAAUGUCCAUUGUUUGACACCAGUAUUUUAUUGAAAACAGUUUCUUUACUCAGAGGAAAGCAUUCAUGGCAAUGGUAAAAACUAUUUUUCUGUAAAUUGUAAGUGUUGUGCAUGCAACAUUUCUCCAUGCUUAAAAUGCCCCAUUGUCAGAAUUGAUACACAAAUAUGAUGCCUUAAUGUGUACGUAUGCAAGCCAUAAGAAACAAAAGAUCACAAUUUACAAAAGUGAUAUUUAUAGAUGAGUCAUAUCUGCCAUAACAAAUUAAAAAGAUCUUGUAUAAACUUCAAAA
Hippoglossus stenolepis (Pacific halibut) is the source of this 6338-nucleotide messenger RNA. It is a transcript of the gene il16, whose product is annotated as interleukin 16. NCBI's taxonomy places the organism in Eukaryota, Metazoa, Chordata, Actinopteri, Pleuronectiformes, Pleuronectidae. The transcript is spliced from 26 exons. Gene Ontology annotation, molecular function: cytokine activity; CD4 receptor binding. The coding region runs from base 144 to 4937 and encodes 1597 amino acids. The record is from RefSeq and is a predicted model, not a curated record. Gene Ontology annotation, biological process: leukocyte chemotaxis; induction of positive chemotaxis.